AGGCGCACGCUAACAUCGCACUAGGUGCUAGUUAUGGUAGGGAUCCUAGUCGAAGCCGGAAGAUCCAGCGAUCAGGCUCCAAGAUACUGAAAUCGUGUAUCGUUGACUCUGUACGGCAACGGAGAAAGCAAUAAUAUACACCGCGGGACCGGGAGGCUCCAUAUUGGGCUAGAGAGCCAUUGGAUCAACUGCGCUCCAGAUGAGCCUCACCCCAAUUGCAUAGUGGAUAGAUGAGCAACAACUGGACCCGGCGUUGUCCGCAAGCAUGGGUGCCUCGCACUAAAAGGAAGGCGAUGUAACUGUACUGCAUGGUGGCGGUCAGAAACGAAAACUGAAUCCAUGGCAGAUCUUAGCGGAGCAGACACAAGGCCUAGGGGAAGAUAGACCAAGAGGCAACAGCGGCCAUUCACCACGUUGGAAAAGGCUAGUCAGGAUAUAGUUUAAUAGCGGCGAAUCCGCAGCCUGACAGUCAGAUGGAAAGACUAUCGAAAGUGGACGGUGUUAGCGACUCGAAAUUUUACAUCGCUAAUCAACAUGGCGGCAGAGUCACCAACCUCCCGGUUCACCGCCGAGAUGCUUGUGACCUUGGAGAUGUUUAAGGAUUCACAGUGGGAGGAACCGGUCCCUGUUAGUCUCUUCUGGAAUGGUAUAGACUACUCGAUCGCUCGCAAUUUUCUCGGCAACUUUACACAGGCUGAAUUGGCACAGCUGCCCAUCGACCAGGAGAGCACCGCUGACCAGCACUCUAAGCUCAUACUCCUGCUACGACUCCUGCAGGAGAAACUGGAUCAGGAAGAAGCAGCCACUUCCCCCCCGGGCAGCCUCUACACCAGCAACUACCAGCAGUGGUACCGACUAUGGCAAGGGAUUUACGCCCUUCAGGACGAGUUGAACCUUCCCGAAGCGGAACAGACCGUUCGAAUGCUGGUGGACAAGACACCAUAUAAAUCGAACCCAGUGCCGUCGCAUAUGCUAGCGGAGCACCUGGUAAAGGUUGGGAAGUACGAGGAGGCAGAGUGGACCGAGAGACCGAUUUGCGCAUGGAUGGAUGCCCGGCCGCAUUUAGGGCCGUCCUCCCCACAGGCGCUCAACGCUCGUCGGCUUAUCGCUCAAGCCGUGUGGGGACAAGGACCGUCGAGGCGCUCGGAAGCCGAAGCUCUAAUAGCCGAGAUUCACUGGAUCGUUGAGGAGAUGGGCGAAGGGCAGUUUGCAGUUUACCAGGCGGAAGAGAGAAGGCUGAACCGAGAGAUGAUGGCCACUCUCCGAUGACUCUGUUCGUGUCUUUAUGUGAUUAUCCACAGUUAUAAGGACUGUCAAGGUCAAUGCCUGCCGCUGCGCUUUCCCCCGCAAGUGUUACUAGGAUGUGCAAAAUGGAGCCCUCAAGC
Molecule: messenger RNA, 1385 nt
Organism: Aspergillus welwitschiae
Lineage: Eukaryota; Fungi; Ascomycota; Eurotiomycetes; Eurotiales; Aspergillaceae
Exons: 2
Coding region: 535-1269 (244 amino acids)
Source: RefSeq, a predicted model, not a curated record